Messenger RNA from Uranotaenia lowii, 2960 nucleotides. RefSeq lists its product as uncharacterized. The record is from RefSeq and is a predicted model, not a curated record. NCBI's taxonomy places the organism in Eukaryota, Metazoa, Arthropoda, Insecta, Diptera, Culicidae. Gene Ontology annotation, cellular component: mitochondrion. Gene Ontology annotation, biological process: fatty-acyl-CoA biosynthetic process; long-chain fatty acid metabolic process. Bases 285 to 2078 code for a protein of 597 amino acids. The transcript has 6 exons. Gene Ontology annotation, molecular function: long-chain fatty acid-CoA ligase activity.
CCCUGUUUUAAUAAGAGAUACCUGGGUGUUGUUGAUUCAAACUAAACCUUACGACUAAUAUUUAUAUCUGCUACUGACCUACUCAAACGGCCAACCAUAUCGAACUACCGACACAUAUUUUGUAGUGCUCGUUUCAUCUGUUUUUUUACACAAGUGAUACAUUUUAAAGCCCAACAUCGAUCUUCCGUACUAUACAACACUAUACAUAUUUAUACACGCAAUCAAGUCGAAACACAGGAAAUCCCUGGACACAGUAAAGAGAGUAGCAGAAAAUAUUUCCCGCAAUGAUUCGUGGAGUUUCGUCGCGUCUCCUCACCCAGCAACUGAGCAAUGCCACCAAUAAUGCAGCGAAAAGCUCCUGGAGCAAGAAGCAAUGUGUUCAACUGUUAAGUACAAAAAGUCAGUUUAAAUAUUUAGAAGAAUCUGUCUUCCCCCCGGAGAAUGGUUUCGAACAGAAUUCGCUGUACGGAAAAUCCCUGCAAGUGCCCCACACAACCCUGGAUCAGUAUGUGUGGGACAACUUUGGCCAGUGGGCGAACAAGACUGCAGUGGUUUGCGGAGUGACCGGGCGCAACUACACCUACGGCAAACUGAGGGAUCACUGUGCGGCCCUAGCUAUCCGGCUGCAGCAACAGUGCAAGCUCCAGUUUGGGGACGUUCUUGCCAUCUGUCUGCCGAAUGUUCCCGAAUUUCCGACCGCAGCCUUUGGGGCGAUUGAAGCCGGACUCACCGUGACAACAAUCAAUCCAAUCUACACUGCCGAGGAAAUCAGUCGCCAGCUGGUGGACAGCAACACCAAGAUUCUGUUCGGAACGGUAGCUAAUUUCCCAGUAUUGCAAGAAGCUAUCAACCUGGCCAAAAAGCAGAUUCCCAUCGUCUGCAUUCGCACGAGCAACGACGAAAGCAUUCCGACUGGCGCAAUCGACUUUGCAGAGCUCUCGAAUCCUACAGGUGUCCAUUUCAGUAACUUGAAAAGGCACGAAACCAACCCGGAGGAUGUGGUGUUUCUUCCAUACUCGUCCGGAACGACUGGUCUCCCGAAGGGCGUGGAGCUAACACACACUAACAUUGUGGCCAACAGUGAAAUGUUGGCUGUCAAUACUGGCCUCGAACCCUUAAUUCGACCAACGACAGAUACGUUCCAGGAUGUGCUCCCUUGUGUGUUACCGUUCUUCCACAUCUACGGCCUAACGGUGACCAUGGUGUCCAAGCUGCAACAAGGCUGUAAGCUUGUCACACUUCCCGGCUUCCGCCCGGAUACUUUUUUGAACUCGUUGACGGAACACAAGGGCUCGGUUCUGCAUUUGGUACCACCGAUUGUUCUGUUUCUCAGUCACCAUGAUAUGGUUCAGCCCGCGCAUUUAGUUUCCCUGAGGAACAUAUUCUCCGGAGCGGCUCCUUUGGGAGCUCAUGAUGCUGAACGGUUGGUUGCCAAAGCACCGCAAGUGAACUUCGCCCAGGGUUACGGACUGACCGAAACAGCACCCGUAGUCCUGUGCGGAUCGUUGGGUAGCAGUAACUAUGCCUCGGUCGGUUCUCCACCACCGCGGACUCAGGCCAAAAUUGUCGAUGUGAACGACCCCACAAACACUGCUCUUGGACCCAAUCAAAACGGUGAACUGUUGGUUAGAGGACCACAAAUAAUGAAGGGCUAUCACAACAACAAAAAAGCUACUGAUGACAUUAUGACCGAGGGUGGAUGGUUGCGCACCGGAGAUGUUGCACAUUAUGAUGAAAACUUCCAGUUCUACAUCACCGAUCGACUGAAGGAGCUCAUCAAGGUCAAAGGCUUCCAGGUGGCUCCGGCCGAACUCGAGGAAAUCCUGCGUGAUCACCCGGAAGUUGAAGAUGCCGCUGUAGUGGGCCAGCCGCAUCCCAUCUCUGGCGAAGUACCGCGAGCUUUCGUCGUAGUUAAGAAAAGCUCCAAAACAACCGAAGAUGAUCUGAAGCAAUUCGUUGCUAGCAAAGUGGCUGUGUAUAAAAAGCUUGAAGGUGGAGUGACCUUCAUCGACAGUAUUCCCAAAAAUCCCUCGGGUAAAAUACUGCGACGAGUUCUGCGGGAUGAAUACUGCUCUUGAAUAGAAGGUCGAUAUUAAUUUAACACUCAAAAAUAAAAAUGAACAUCAUUCCUUUAAGCUCUGAUGAUUUGUCCUAUCGAUAAGCCCCUAGGCAGUAAAAGAUUGUUGGAACGAAAAUGCCAGGUGCAAUCGGGCUCAAAAUAAUUUGUUUAGAUUUCUUUACUGAUGUUUUUUUCUACAGAACCAGUUAUCAUUUUUUUAAAGAUACUAAUUGAAAACAGUUAUCCACUCUUCGACCUUCUUUUUACUACAAAUGAAACGUUCGAAAGUAGCACAUAGCAGUUUAUAUACAAUUUGUAGUGCUUGCUUUUGGGUCCUAAAACGCUGAAUUGCAAUGUGAAAGUACAAAGUUGAACUCAGCAGUACAUAACUCAUUUAUUUAUUCCUGCAACUUCUUCUAAAUUAACAUCUACAACAAAGAAUACUACUGUGAAGCAUUACAAAGUGUUUAUAAAUUGUCAGUUUUGUUAAAUAUUCAAGAUAUUUUUCUAAGUAGCUUUAGAAGAUUAAGAUUCGUUACAAGAUGAUCUGAGUUUAGGAACAUGGCUCCCGAAAACAUGUAUUGAACUUGUAACGAACUGUAUCAAAAUCAAUCCUAGCAAGUAUCCUAGCAUUUGUGAAUCAAGGUUGAGAGCUUUUGUUUUGUCAAAUCGAACAUGUAAUAUCAAAAGUAAUACUUUCUGUUCCGAAUCGUAAUUUCAUGUAUUUAAUAUUUGAUAAGUUCACUGAAAAUUAGUGGUUUAGUUGGUAAAUAAUUACUGCUCGUGAUUUUUUGGAAACGAAAUAGCAAAAAAACUACUUAUUAAAAAGAUAUUAUAAAGAACCAGUUGUACUUUCAGUAGCGCAAACAGAAAAUAAACUUUUUUAUGAUCGAAAUUGAAA